UUUUUAGCCCAAAUUUCGAUCCUAGAAACCCUAGCCGGGAUAAUCUAUUUAUUAGAUUUUCUUCCAAACCCUAACCUCAUUUCACUACUCUCUGCCGCCUCCAAGAGAGAGUUCUUACAGCCGUCCAAAUGGGUCGUGUCAUCCGAGCUCAGCGUAAGGGUGCGGGUUCCGUCUUCAAGGCCCACACCCACCACCGCAAGGGUCCCGCCCGUUUUCGCAGCCUCGACUUCGGUGAACGAAACGGCUACCUCAAAGGCGUCGUCACCGAUGUUAUCCACGACCCAGGCCGCGGUGCGCCCUUAGCUCGCGUCGUGUUCCGUCACCCGUUCCGUUACAAGAAGCAGAAGGAACUGUUCGUCGCUGCUGAGGGUAUGUACACCGGACAGUUCGUGUACUGUGGUAAGAAGGCCACCCUUAUGGUCGGAAACGUGUUGCCUCUUAGAUCUAUCCCCGAAGGAGCUGUCGUUUGCAACGUCGAACACCACGUUGGUGAUCGUGGGGUUUUCGCUAGGGCUUCUGGUGAUUAUGCCAUUGUUAUUAGUCACAACCCUGAUAACGACACUACCAGAAUCAAGCUACCAUCCGGUUCAAAGAAGAUUGUUCCAAGUGGUUGCCGCGCCAUGAUUGGGCAGGUUGCUGGUGGUGGUAGGACUGAGAAGCCUCUUCUCAAAGCUGGUAAUGCUUUCCACAAGUUUAGGGUGAAGAGGAAUUGCUGGCCUAAGGUACGUGGUGUGGCUAUGAAUCCAGUUGAGCAUCCCCACGGAGGUGGUAACCAUCAACACAUUGGUCAUGCUAGCACUGUUAGACGUGAUGCUCCUCCUGGGCAAAAGGUUGGUCUUAUUGCUGCAAGGAGGACUGGUAGGCUCAGAGGUCAAGCUGCUGCUACUGCUGCCAAGGCUGAUAAGGCUUAGGGUUAGGGUAAAGGGGUAUUGCUUGAUUUUUGGCCUUUAUAAUUACAUUCAAGGGUAUUGCCUACAUUUAUGGUUUUAGAAAUUUUGUUUGAAUUUUAUGAUAACUGCACUGCUUCGAGUUGUUUGUGGAAUUUAUGUUUUCAGUUUGGUUGCUAUUUACUUGUUUUAUGUCAA
Molecule: messenger RNA, 1085 nt
Organism: Gossypium arboreum
Lineage: Eukaryota; Viridiplantae; Streptophyta; Magnoliopsida; Malvales; Malvaceae
Product: 60S ribosomal protein L8-3-like
Exons: 2
Coding region: 129-911 (260 amino acids)
Biological process (GO): cytoplasmic translation
Cellular component (GO): ribosome; cytosolic large ribosomal subunit
Molecular function (GO): structural constituent of ribosome; RNA binding
Source: RefSeq, a predicted model, not a curated record